Diaporthe batatas is the source of this 969-nucleotide messenger RNA. RefSeq names its product tRNA splicing endonuclease subunit SEN34. Gene Ontology annotation, molecular function: nucleic acid binding; tRNA-intron lyase activity. Gene Ontology annotation, biological process: tRNA-type intron splice site recognition and cleavage; tRNA splicing, via endonucleolytic cleavage and ligation. The record is from RefSeq and is a predicted model, not a curated record. Gene Ontology annotation, cellular component: tRNA-intron endonuclease complex. The coding region runs from base 1 to 969 and encodes 322 amino acids. The transcript has a single exon. Lineage: Eukaryota; Fungi; Ascomycota; Sordariomycetes; Diaporthales; Diaporthaceae.
AUGGUAGAGCUAAUCCGCAUAACCAAAGUGGGUGACCGGUACCACGUCUUCGAGGUCAAGGAUGUCGCCUCCCUGCGACGUGACCACUGUAUAUGCGCUGUCCUGGUUGGCACCACACCGCAGAAUCCAACCCAAAACCUCUUCUCGGGACUGCCGCUGGAGCUACUGCCUGAAGAGGCGAAACUGCUGGUGGACAAAGGUGUCGCCCAUGUCGUGGACGAGGCCGCCUCUCACCUCGCCCACCUGACAUCUAUGGAUCACACCGCCAAACAUGCUUACCUCCAAUCCUUGAGGACUCGGCGGCAAAACUUCUCACGGAUUCUUGACGAAGAAGAUGCUAUCAGGAAGGCGGAGGGUGCGAAGAUGAGAGGAAAACAGAAGUCUAAGCGGGCCCCCGCUCGGUCCGAUAGCCCACCCAUCAUCGAGGAAGUUGAAAUGCCACCGUCUACUCCGCUGGAGCAGAGUGAGAGGGCUUCUGUAUCACCGACCCUAACUGCGAGCCAUGAGGAGUCGUUUUUCUCGUCUCAUCCUCAGCAAAGGAGAGCCAAGGCCACUUCCAGGCCCACUAUGGUGGCAGCAGAUCGUCACCUGACGGAAACUACAAGUGUUGACAUGCUGUCAGACCCCAACGCUUACAGUGUGCCGGUUGAGGCCCCUCGUUCUUACCCCUUGUACAGGCACCUCAAUUCGAGAGGCUACUAUAUUACCCCGGGCAUCCGCUUUGGCGCUGAUUACAGUGUCUACCCCGGUGAUCCCUUCAGGUAUCACGCACACUUCAUGGCCACAAGCUUCGGAUGGGACGAGGAAGUUACUCUGCUGGACCUAGUGAGUGGUGGCCGUUUGGGCACGGGUGUGAAGAAGGGGUUUUUGAUAGGUGGCCAAGCCCCGCUGGAAGAGACCGCAGAAGAUUCUCGGAACGCGAGUGCCGAUCGGGUACGGACGUUCACACUAGAGUGGGCUGCCAUGUAA